This is a messenger RNA of Myxocyprinus asiaticus (Chinese sucker), 5545 nucleotides long. RefSeq names its product parapinopsin-like. The transcript is spliced from 4 exons. Gene Ontology annotation, molecular function: G protein-coupled receptor activity. Bases 785 to 1987 code for a protein of 400 amino acids. Gene Ontology annotation, cellular component: membrane; photoreceptor outer segment. Gene Ontology annotation, biological process: visual perception; G protein-coupled receptor signaling pathway. The record is from RefSeq and is a predicted model, not a curated record. Lineage: Eukaryota; Metazoa; Chordata; Actinopteri; Cypriniformes; Catostomidae.
UGUUACCACAUCAAGCACAUUUAUAAGUUACCCGACAAACCAUUGUUAGAGUGUAUGACAUAACACACUUGAGAAAGCGAUCUAUAUGGUCCAAAAUUACAUUAUUAGAAUGAAAAUCCAUAAAGCCACGAGAAUUUGCAGAUUAUGAAUCCAGUGAUUGCUGUGCUUUAGUAAUGAAACUCAUUGUGUGAGCAUUCAGCAGCCUUGCCCUUUGAUCUCACAUUAUCUGUUCAUAAGUUCACCUGCUGCUGUCUAAUAUAAAAUGAGCUCAUUUAUUUUUGUGGUGUAGCAGAAUCCAGAAAGUGCCCAGACAUAUAUUUGUACCUUUAUCAUAGCCAUAAUAAGCUCAGUAUGGCAAUAAAUAUAAUUUUUGUGAAUAAAAGGAAGACUGGUGAAGGUUAAAAUUUAAAGAGAUUUUAAAAAGUGCAGUUCAAGUGGCAUAGAAAGAUAUUCGCUCCUGGCUUGAGACGCAGACGUCAGCUAGGCGGGGGGUAAUAAAAACCCCCAUUCAUCCCGAGGAGGGGCAUAAUUGGCUUGACCACAUCUUGAAACCACUAUCUAGCAUAUUUGGGGCAAUAAACUCACUUCUGCAAUCAGCGUCUGUGAACUCCGGGCAUUGUAUUCCAGUUUGAUUCGCACUGUCCCACUGACAUAAUGGGUUAGAAAACUCUCCAAACAUGAUGGAUCACAACACAUCCACACAGAUUUCGCAAAGCACAUACUCUUGUUUUUAAAUCACUAGAAAGUGAGUAAAUCCUGUUCAGAAGCCAUAAUUAAUGGUGCAAUGAUCGAAUCCAAUGUGAGUCAGAGUUGCGCAUGGUGCGCCGGAGGAGGUGACGGAACCAGCGAGCAGUUGGAUCUGAAUCACACAGCGCACACUCUGAGUCCGACGGGACAUUUGGUGGUUGCGGUGUGUCUAGGAUUCAUCGGAACAUUCGGGUUUCUCAACAACACGCUGGUCCUGAUUCUGUUCUGUCGCUACAAAGUGCUGCGCUCGCCCAUGAACUGUCUUCUGGUGAGCAUCUCGGUGAGUGAUCUGCUGGUGUGCGUCGUCGGCACUCCGUUUAGCUUCGCCGCCAGCACGCAGGGACGGUGGCUCAUCGGACGCGUGGGCUGCGUGUGGUAUGGCUUCGUCAAUUCAUACCUGGGCAUUGUGUCUCUUAUCUCCCUGGCAGUGCUCUCUUAUGAGCGCUACUGCACUAUGAUGGGGACCACGCAGGCCGACUCUUCCAAUUACAGAAAGGUAGCCAUGGGUAUUGCCUUCUCCUGGAUGUAUUCCAUGGUUUGGACUCUUCCUCCACUGUUUGGAUGGAGCCGCUAUGGUCCUGAGGGUCCCGGCACCACCUGCAGCGUUAACUGGGAUGCCAAGACGGCCAACAAUGUGUCUUACAUCGUCUGUCUCUUUUUUUUUUGCCUUAUUCUUCCCUUCAUCGUGAUUGUCUACAGCUAUGGCAGACUCCUUCAGGCUAUAACACAGGUGAGCAGGAUCAAUACGGUUGUGAGUCGUAAACGGGAGCAGCGAGUUCUCUUCAUGGUGGUCACCAUGGUGGUGUGUUACCUGCUUUGCUGGUUGCCCUAUGGGAUUAUGGCCCUGCUUGCUACAUUUGGGCAGCCUGGUCUGGUGACUCCAGCAGCCAGCAUUGUUCCCUCUCUCUUAGCCAAGACCAGCACCGUCAUAAAUCCUAUAAUCUACAUCUUCAUGAACAAACAGUUUUGCAGAUGUUUCCAUGCCCUCAUCAUGUGCACGACUCCAGAGAGAGGCUCCAGCUUUAAAAACUCCUCCAAAGUCACCAAAACUCUCAGGACGGUGCGACGUGCCAAUGGCCAGAACAUGACCUUUGCAGUGGCCUCAGCUGGCCCCCCUACUAUCUAUGCUCAACACAGCGAUGGGCAGAAAACUUCCUCAGAGGGUGAAGGACCCUCUCCUGCUGUGGGCCAAAUGCCCAGCAAACCUGUUGUCUCUCUUGUGGCCUAUUACAAUGCCUGAACUUUUACAGUCAAGCAAAUAUCACAACCCAUUCCAAUACAGAGGAUUUAAAGAUGACAUAGAGGUCACGGUGAACAACGGACAGAAAAAAGAAUUGAGGGAGGGGAAGUUGCCAUGGUCUGCUAAGGACUGAGGAACUGGGACAUAGCCCUUUUUGGAGAUCAUAUGUCAUGCAGCAUGCAUGACCUUUGUGGGAAAGAAAGGAUAUUGAAUGUGAACAGAUGCAGACAAAGACGACACUACUAAAGUGGUUAAAGCAGAAAUAGUAGGAAAAAAAUGCACAUGGAUCUAAGUUUCUUAUUUGUCAAGUAUUGGAUGUACAGUAGAAGUUUAAAAGCCAAAUACAUUUAAACUAAAUUUUUCACAACUCCUGACAUUUAAUCGUAGAAAAUAUUCCCUGUCUUAGGUCAGUUAGGAUCACUACUUUAUUUUAAGAAUGUGAAAUGUCAGAAUAAUAGAGAAUUAUUUAUUUCAGCUUUUAUUUCUUUUAUUACAUUCCCAGUGGGUCAGAAGUUUACAUACACUUUGUUAGUAUUUGGUAGCAUUACCUUUAAAUUGUUUAACUUGGGUCAAAUGUUUUGGGUAGCCUUCCACAAGCUUCUCACAAUAAGUUGCUGGAAUUUUGGCCCAUUCCUCCAGACAGAACUGGUGAAACUGAGGCAGAUUUGUAGGCCUCCUUGCUCGCACACGCUUUUUCAGUUCGGAUUGAGGUCAUGGCUUUGUGAUGGUCACUCCAAUACCUUGACUUUAUUGCCCUUAAACCAUUUUGUCACAACUUUGAAGGUAUGCUUGGGGACAUUGUCCAUUUGGAAGACCCAUUUGCGACCGAGCUUUAACUUCAUGGCUGAUGUCUUGAGAUGUUGCUUCUAUAUAUCUACAUAAUUUUCCUUCCUCAUGAUGCCAUCUAUUUUGUGAAGUGCACCAGUCCCUCCUGCAGCAAAGCACCCCCACAACAUGAUGCUGCCACCCCCAUGCUUCGUGGUUGGGAUGGUGUUCUUCGGCUUGCAAGCCUCACCUUUUUUCCUCCAAACAUAACGAUGGUCACUAUGGCCAAAAAGUUCAAAUUUUUGUUUCAUCAGACAGAGGAAAUUUCUCCAAAAAGUAAGAUCUUUGUCCUCAUGUGCAUUUGCAAACUGUAGUCUGGCUUUUUUAUGGUGGUUUUGGAGCAGUGGCUUCUUCCUUGCUGAGCAGCCUUUCAGGUUAUGUCUAUAUAGGACUUGUUUUACUGUGGAUAUAGAUACUUGUCUACCUGUUUCCUCCAGCAUCUUCACAAGGUCCAUUGCUGUUGUUCUGGGAUGGAUUUACACUUUUCGCACCAAACUAUGUUCAUCACUAGGAGACAGAAUGCAUCUCCAUCCUGAGCGGUAUGAUGGCUGCGUGGUCCCGUGGUGUUUAUACUUGCGUACUAUAGUUUGUAUAGAUGAAUGUGGUGCCUUCAGGCAUUUGGAAAUGUAUCCCCAGGAUGAACCAGACUUGUGGAGGUCCACAAUUUUCUUUCUGAGGUCUUGGCUGAUUUCUUUAGAUUUUCCCAUGAUGUCAAGCAAAGAGGCACUGAGUUUGAAGGUAGGCCUUAAAAUACAUCCACGUAUACACCUCCAAUUGACUCCAAUUAGCCUAUCAGAAGCUAAUUGGUUAAUUACCUAAAGGCUUGACAUAAUUUUCUUGAAUUUUUCAAGCUGCUUAAUGCCACAGUUAACUUCUGACCCACUGGAAUUGUGAUAUAGUCAAAUUAAAAGUGAAACAUUCUGUCUGUAAACAAUUGUUGGAAAAAUUACUUGUGCCAUGCAUAAAGUAGAUGUCCUAAAUGACUUGCCAAAACUAUAGUAUGCUAAUAUGAAAUCUGUGGAGUGGUUAAAAAAUGAGUUUUAAUGACUUCAAUCUAAGUGUAUGUAAACUUCUGACUUCAACUGUAAAUCUACCAAUGAGUUUGGUGAGGUCUGUUUAUAUUUGAAACUAAGCAUGAGUCUGUUUUUUUCGCCAAUAUUAUAACAUGGCCAUUUUCUUCUUGAGUUGCCUUUCAUGGUUUAACAACCACUGUAGCACAAUUUGUUGAAAGUGAUGCUAUUCUUGCAGUCUAAUUGUCUCAUAAUUCUGCUCGUCAUGUGGACAUUACAAGUACAAUACAGUAACCACACAAAACCUUUUUGUCAGGGGAUAUUUUUACAAUGCUGUUGAAAUUUAAAGGGGUCAUACCAUGAAACAUCGAAAGUCCUAUUUUCCACUUUUACUAGAUUUUGUUAUGGCUUAUCUUAAGCUUUUCUUAUUGUCAGUGAAAGAAAAACAUGUUUUAAAGUGUGAUAUGAUCAUUUUAUUGAUCAAUUUCAGUGUCAUAACAUUUCCCUUCUUAUGCAAGUACACAUAGUACAUACAACAGAACCUACUAGGUUGCACUAGAAAUUCUGUAAUGUUUAAAUAAUUUUAAAAAAUGCUGAUAUAUAUUUGCAUUUUAGCACUAAACUAAAAAUUUCAUAAGGCUUUAUAAGUCUGGAUUGACAACGAUCAUCACUUUAUGUGUUAUAUUGGAAUGGAGGAUUACCCUCAUAAACCCAUAUAGUUUAUUACUGAAUAGCAAAUUUGUAAACACAAGCUUUCGGAUUAAAGGAGCAACAGGAUUAUUUUUUACGAGAGUGGAUAUGUGAAAUAAACUAAUUCAGUGUGAUAAUUUUUAGUUAAUUGCAGGGUAAUUUGUAUAUUGUACAAAAAAGAGGGUGUGAAAUAACAUUAGUGAGUAUUUUUAUGAGAACUAUUUAUACUGUAGAUUGAGGGAUGAAGGGAUUUUAUGUGACCCAGUUUUUUAGCUUGUAAUAUAGAUUUGCCAUUCCGAUAAACAAUAAUGCAAAGCUGACGAUUUGCAAAAUGUUAAUUCAGUAAAUUAAGCAAGAAUGUUCUAUGCAGGCAGUGCCGUGCAUAUUGUUUCAGAAUGCAUACAAAUGCAAAUGAACAGCACACAUUUUUUCAUAAUUGCAUUUGAUCUAUUAUCUUUUGAGGAUUUUUCCCUUGCGUGGUACAUUCUUAAGAAAAUUUAAUAUGAUUUCUGAUACUUUUGCUGUCUUCUAUCUUUUCAUUAGUCUAUGUUUUGUUUCAUCAUAGUGAUCUGUCUUUGGUCAGACUGCAAAAAUGUAUUUUCCUAAUCAGUAUUUCUGUGUGGUUUUCCAGUAAUUUAUUUACUUGAGAAACAAAAUAAGUUUUUUUUUUUUAGUUUUUUUUUUUGAAAAUACAUUAAGUUUUGAAUUAGGUUUCUUACACCAAUAGCAAAUACUUUUCUCUUGUUAUUAAGUGUAAACCUCACUAAACCGUGUUGCCAAUGAGAUCAGAAAGAUGUAUUCUCUGAAAACAAGUUUUUCUAGUAUUUAAGUAAUAUCAAGAAAGACAGAAAAUAAUUUUUGCAGUGCAGAGAUUGUUGUUCUACGUUCUGAUUGCACGUUUAGGAAGACGGGUCCAUUUGACAAACAUAUUUGUGUGUGUGUGUUUGCAAGCAACUGUCAGUAUUAUGUAUUACCAAAGCAGAUUUUUGUUCCCCCCAAAUGUUACAAAUGUUAUUGCAAAUAAAAAUAUCUG